AUGGGUACGGGGGCUGGGGUUCUGUGGGAGUGGGGUAGAAAAAACCAUAGGAAGGGGACGAUGGGUCUCGAUGGGGAAAGGGGGGAGGUGAAGAAAUCAGUGGGGGUAGGUUUUUGGGUUCUGCCCAGGCAGAAUGGGUUGCUGGGGGAGGGGGGCGAUGGGUUUCUGGGUUUUGCUUAG
Messenger RNA from Prunus armeniaca (apricot), 180 nucleotides. The record is from the annotation of a GenBank genome assembly. NCBI's taxonomy places the organism in Eukaryota, Viridiplantae, Streptophyta, Magnoliopsida, Rosales, Rosaceae.